Acanthochromis polyacanthus (spiny chromis) is the source of this 4386-nucleotide messenger RNA. RefSeq names its product NLR family CARD domain-containing protein 3-like. The record is from RefSeq and is a predicted model, not a curated record. Lineage: Eukaryota; Metazoa; Chordata; Actinopteri; Pomacentridae. The transcript has 10 exons. The coding region runs from base 181 to 3381 and encodes 1066 amino acids. Gene Ontology annotation, molecular function: protein binding.
UCUUAUUGUGAAAGUCUGCCUGCUGCUUCCUCAUAGGUGGAGUCCUGACUGGUUCCAGUAAACAGAUCACCUGUCUGAGCGUCCAGGAGUGGACUGGAAACUUUCUUCUUCUUCUUCUUCAGCGCUUUGAAUAAAGUGUGAAGGCAGAAAGUGUGUGUGAGCUGCUGUGAGUUGAGCAUCAUGGAUGAGUGUGAGGACAGAGAGGAGGGAGUCCCUCCCUCUAAAAGCUCUCUGUGUGGGGAACAGGAGAACCAGAGCAAAGCUCAGAGGAAUCCACCUGGACCUGGACCUGGACCUGGAUCCAGCUGUGUGUCCUUCAAGAGCGACCGAUCAAAGGAUAAUCCUAUCUAUUUCAAAGGAGAACCAGGUCCUGCUGCAGAGGGAGUGGAGCAGCAGAACUCAGAGGUUCCCAGAGCUCAGUCUGUCCAGCAGCAUGACCUGGACUCCAUAUUCAUGCUGCUGGAGGACAACAUGGUGACUUUUGUGAAGAAGGAGCUGAAGAAGAUGCAGAAGCUUGUGAGUCCAGAUUACCCAGAAUGCUCAGAGAGUCAGGGGGAGGAUGAGGAGGAGUUGGAGGGUGAUGAUGAAGAUGAGAGGAGCAGCAGAGAGAUGUUUCAGCAGAUCACAGUGUUGUUCCUGAGGAGGAUGAAGCAGGAGAAGCUGGCUGACCGUCUGCAGAGCAAACUUCCUGCAGUUUGCGGACGUGAACUUAAAUCUUCUCUGAAGAAGAAGUUCCAGAGAGUGUUUGAGGGCAUCGCUAAAGCAGGACAGCCGACCCUCCUGAAUGAGAUCUACACAGAGCUGUACAUCACAGAGGGAGGGACUGCAGAGGUCAAUGAUGAACAUGAGGUCAGACAGAUUGAAGCAGCAUUCAGGAAAGCAGACAGAGCAGAAACAAGCAUCAGAGCAGAAGACAUCCUUAAAGCCUCACCUGGAAGAGAUGGACCAAUCAGAACAGUGAUGACACAGGGAGUGGCUGGCAUCGGGAAAACAGUGUUAACACAGAAGUUGACUCUGGACUGGGCUGAAGACAAAAGCAACCAGGACAUCCACCUCAUGUUUCCAUUGACUUUCAGAGAGCUGAAUGUGCUGAAAGAGAGAAAGUUCAGCUUGAUGGAACUUGUUCAUCACUUCUUCAGUGAAACCAAAGCAGCAGGAAUCUGCAGCUUUGAAGACUUCCAGGUUGUGUUGAUCUUUGACGGUCUGGAUGAGUGUCGCCUUCCUCUGGACUUCCACAACAAUGAGGUCCUGACUGAUAUUACAGAGUCCACCUCAGUGGAUGUGCUGCUGACAAACCUGAUCAGGGGGAAGCUGCUUCCCUCAGCUCGCCUCUGGAUAACCACACGACCUGCAGCAGCCAAUCAGAUCCCUCCUGACUGUGUGGACAUGAUGACAGAGAUCAGAGGGUUCACCGACCCACAGAAGGAGGAGUACUUCAGGAAGAGAUUCAGAGAUAAGAGGAAGGCCAGCAGCAUCAUCUCCCACAUGAAGACAUCACGAAGCCUCCACAUCAUGUGCCACAUCCCAGUGUUCUGCUGGAUCACUGCUACAGUUCUGGAGGAGCUGCUGAGAAGCAGAGAGGGAGGAGAUCUGCCCAGAACCCUGACUGAGAUGUUCAUCCACCACCUGGUGGUUCAGGCCAAAGUCAAGAAGGUCAAGUAUGAUGGAGGAGCUGAGACAGAUCCACACUGGAGUCCAGACAGCAGGAAGAUGAUUGAGUCUCUGGGAAAACUGGCUUUUAAUCAGCUGCAGAGAGGAAACCUGAUCUUCUAUGAGUCUGACCUGACAGAGUGUGGCAUCGAUGUGGAAGCAGCCUCAGUGUACUCAGGAGUGUUCACACAGAUCUUUAAAGAGGAGAGAGGGCUGUACCAGGACAAGGUGUUCUGCUUCGUCCAUCUGAGUGUUCAGGAGUUUCUGGCUGCUCUUCACGUCCAUCAGACCUUCAUCAACUCUGGAAUCAACCUGUUAGAUGAACAACAAACAACCACCAACAAACCUGAUCCAACAGGUUUCUACCAGAGAGCUGUGGACGAGGCCUUACAGAGUCCAAACGGACACCUGGACUUGUUCCUGCGCUUCCUCCUGGGUCUGUCACUGCUGACCAAUCAGAAUCUCCUACGAGGCCUGCUGACACAGACAGGAAGUAGCUCACAGACCAAUCAGAAAACAGUGGAGUACAUCAAGAAGAAGAUCAGUGAGGAUGUGUCUGCAGAGAGAAGCAUCAAUCUGUUCCACUGUCUGAAUGAACUGAAGGAUGUUUCUAUAGUGGAGGAAAUCCAACAGUCCCUGAGAUCAGGACGUCUGUCCACAGAUAAACUGUCUCCUGCUCAGUGGUCAGCUCUGGUCUUCAUCUUACUGUCAUCAGGAGAACAUCUGGACGUGUUUAACCUGAAGAAAUACUCUGCUUCAGAGGAGGUUCUUCUGAGGCUGCUGCCAGUGGUCAAAGCCUCCAACAAAGUUGUAUUGAGUGGCUGUAAUCUGUCAGAGAGAAGCUGUGGAGCUCUGUCCUCAGUCCUCAGCUCCCAGUCCUCCAGUGUGACAGAACUGGACCUGACUAACAACAACCUGCAGGAUUCAGGAGUGGAGAGUCUUUCUGCUGGACUGGAGAGUCCACACUGUAAACUGGAAGCUCUCAGGCUGUCAGGCUGUCUGGUCACAGAGGAAGGCUGUGCUUCUCUGGCCUCAGCUCUGAGCUUGAAGACCUCAAAUCUGAGAGAGCUGGACCUGAGCUACAACCAUCCAGGAGACUCAGGAGAGAAGAUGCUGAGAGCUAAAGUGGAGGAUCCACACUGUAGACUGGAAACUCUCAGGGUGACGCCUGCUGGAGUCCCAUGGUUGACACCAGGUCUGAGGAAGUAUUCCUGUCAACUCACAGUCGACACAAACACAGUAAACAGAAACCUCAAACUGUCUGACAACAACAGGAAGGUGACACAUGUGGAGGAGGAUCAGUCGUAUCCUGAUCAUCCAGACAGGUUUGACUACUGGAAACAGCUGCUGUGUGGAACUGGUCUGACUGGUCGCUGUUACUGGGAGGUGGAGUGGAGAGGACAGGUUGACAUAUCAGUGAGUUACAGAGGAAUCGGAAGGAACGGACGCUGUAAAGACUUUCUGUUUGGAUGUAAUGAUGAGUCCUGGAGUCUGUUCUGCUCUGAUUACAGUGGUUACUCUGUCAGACACAAUAACAGUCAAACACCCAUCAGGUCAUCAGUCUCUCACAGAGUUUCAGUUUAUGUGGACGUUCCUGCUGGAACUCUGUCCUUCUACAGAGUCUUCUCUGACUCUCUGAUCCACCUCCACACCUUCAACACCACAUUCACUGAACCUCUCCAUCCUGGAUUUGCAUUUUACUCAUCUGGUUCCUCAGUGUCUCUGUGCUGAGUCUCGUCUCCAGAGUCUCCUCCUGGUACAGAAACAGUGUUGAACAGAUAGUUGAGUCUCUCCAUGACUCUGUCCCUCACAAACAUGUUUUCACAUUCAUGGAUUAAAUGUGUUUCUUUGUCAAAUCCUUCUAAAUGAUUCCUUGUAAACUUGUUCCUCUUCAAAGAUGGAAGUUGUGAUUCUUCCAGGAGCCAAAUGUGCAGAGGUGGGUAGAGGAGCCAAAAUUUGUACUCAAGUAAGAACAUUACAUUAGAAAAAUAUGACUCAAGUAGAAGUAAAAAGUAGUCAUCUAAAAAAAUUACUUGAGUAAGAGUAAAAAAGUACUUGGUGAAAAACUACUCAGGUAGUGAGUAACAGAAACAUCCGAUUUACUUGUCUUCUGUGCAUGAAUUCAAUCAGACAUACAAUAUAAAUUCAAUAAAGUGUAUAUUCUGGUAAACCUCUUGAACUAAAAUGAUAAUAAAUUAAAUCUUUAUAUGAAAAAAACAUGAAAAAAUAAAUUAUAUUCCAAGAAACACGCUCUUGCCAGCGUUGCAGGUUUCAAGCAUUUUCUUUUUAAAAUAUUCUUUAAGACCAAGACAAACAUACUCAAGUAAAAGUAAAAAGUAUUGUGCUUUAAAUUUACACAUAAAAGUACAAUUUAUCAAAAAAACUACUCAAGUAAAUGUAACGGAGUAAAUGUAACUGGUUACUACCCACCUCUGCAAAUGUGGUGUUUGCGUCUUUUUCCAGUCAAAUGUUGAGAGUGAAAAUCAGGAUGUGGUGUUCCUCUGACGCUCACUUGAACUAAAAGCAUUUGAGCUGCACAAAGUGUGAAAUGAGAGAGGAAGCAGUGAAUCUCCAAACUGCUGACAGACUUUCACACAUUAUUGUCCAGUGAAAAUCAGCUUUUUGUGCAGCCACACUUGAUCCUGAUGUGAGUCUUUAAGUCCUGUUCUAGUGAUGAAAUGAGAACUUCCUUCAUCUUGUGUGUGAUGGAGAAGAAUAAAGGGCUGUGGCUACAAA